Doryrhamphus excisus (bluestripe pipefish) is the source of this 2490-nucleotide messenger RNA. RefSeq names its product SPARC (osteonectin), cwcv and kazal like domains proteoglycan 1 (gene spock1). The record is from RefSeq and is a predicted model, not a curated record. NCBI's taxonomy places the organism in Eukaryota, Metazoa, Chordata, Actinopteri, Syngnathiformes, Syngnathidae. Gene Ontology annotation, biological process: anatomical structure development. Gene Ontology annotation, molecular function: collagen binding; calcium ion binding; extracellular matrix binding.
CACUCGUCCUCCCACUCGUCCUCUCCACCCUCCAGUCUCCAGUCAGUCACCCACUCGGUGGUCGCUAUAGUGCGGCGUUCCACGGAACUUGGAUUUAUUCCCGCCAGUCAUCACAUCAAGAGCAGCGAACGGAGAAGAUGUUUUUCGUUCUACUGCCGGUCGUGGCUCUAACGUUGAGCACACAAUCCGCAGCUUCCGGUGCCAGCAGCGACAAACGGUUGAGCACCGUGGCCCAGUACGCCAAGGACAGAUCCUGGAACAGAUACAGAGAUGAUGACUACUUCAAAAGCUGGGCCCCUGCCAGGUCUCUCGAGCAAGGUCCCGACACGACAAAGGACCCCUGUCUGAAAGUGCGCUGUCCCCCUCGCAAGGUGUGUGUCAGCCACGACUACCAAACCGCCAUCUGCACCAAUCACAAGAAGCCGGCGCACAGCGUAAAAGCGCGGAAAGGCAGCUUGGGCCAAAAGCACAGACUUGAAACCGGCACUCACGGGAGCUGCAAACUGUGCUCUGCACCGCGUUCGAAUCCGGUAUGCGGGUCCGACGGACACACCUAUUCCUCUAAGUGUAAGCUGGAAUUCCAGAGUUGCCUCUCUGGGAAGAUGAUCUCCGUGAAAUGCGAUGGAGCGUGUCCGUGUUUGCCUGGACCGGCGCUUAGCAAACCGCCACGGAAAACCGACAGGACCGUGUGCAACGAUGCAGAGCUCCACAGUCUGGCUGCCAGACUCAAGGACUGGUUUGGAGUCCUUCACCUCGAUGCCAACAGAGACCUCAAAUCCUCUGACGGCUCCGACUCAGCCAAUGGACACUUCGACACUAGCAUCUUGCCCAUAUGCAAAGACUCACUGGGCUGGAUGUUCAACAAACUAGACAUGAACUUUGACCUCCUGCUUGACGAGUCGGAGCUGAGCGCCAUCUACAUGGAUAAAUACGAGGUGUGCAUGAAGCCGCUGUUCAACUCCUGCGACUCCUUCAAGGACGGCAAGCUGUCAAACAACGAGUGGUGCUACUGCUUCCAGAAGCCUGAAGGUUUGCCUUGUCAAGCGGAGAAGAGCAGGAUCCAGAAUCCGAGUCGAAGGAAGAGCAACAUAGGUUCAUAUAUUCCUCGCUGUACCGAAGAGGGAUACUUCAAACCAACGCAGUGUCACGGCAGCACUGGACAGUGUUGGUGUGUGGAUAAAUACGGUAAUGAGAUCGCCGGAUCCAGAAAGCAAGGCAACCCAAACUGCGACGAAGAUCAGGAAACAUCAGGAGAUUUCGGCAGCGGCGGCGCGGUCAUUCUCCUCGGCGACCAAGACGAAGAAGCCUCUCCGAGUCGUCAGAAGAAACGACGGGGUCGCAUCCACCCUAGGGGGACCACCGAAGACGACGACGACGAGGAGGAAGACGACAAGGACGACGAGAUGGGCUACGUUUGGUAGCUCCGCCCCCCAGCCCCACACUGUCAUCAGCCGACCAGGAAACGUUCAGCACAGAUUUGAAGCCAUUCCAGCCUCUCUUUUCCAGCAGUCCAUCUUUUUAGCUCUUGAACUUUGCGAUCUCGAUCAUCCGUGGACUUUCACGUUAUUUUUUCCGAAUCUUUCUCUCUGUUUGCCCAAACCCAUGAGCCAAUGUAUCGGAUGUAAAUAUGGACACAACAGGCCAGAAGAUAACAUUGUUCCUUCAUUCUGUGUGUACCGUUCCACGGGUCCAAUACCGUUCCUCAAAAAUCCACCACUCGGAAGAUUGUAAAUUAUUUAACCGUUGAUCUUGAAUGUCCCAGAAAGAGCAGGUAGCAAUGAGAUUUUAAUGAUGUGUCGUCGUUGUUGUUGCAUGUUUCCUCAUCGUGUUCCUGUAAAAAGAGAGAAUUACCUGGCUCGGGUCAAGCUCUAUGCAUCUCCAACAGAACGUGACGCCUAAUCGGCUGCUACGAUACUUUACGUUUAUUUGCUAUGUCGAUGCUGUCUACUAUGGGUGUCUUUUUUUCGGUUCUUCUCCCAAUCUCAGGAGGAAGGAAGUUGCAUUGUCGAGCGAUAGACAAGCGAAGCCGGGGGUACCCGGCGUCGCGGCGUCGUGGCUGCUGAGACUGUUUGACUGUGCAUGGACACUAAAAGAAGGCGUUUUGCUCCUGAGCUGGGAGGACUUAUGAAGUCGUGGGAGCAGAGAAGAGGCUCUUUGUUCUGCCUCCUUAACGCCAUGUCAACCGAGUGAACUUUUCUUUGUAAGUUUGACAAUUUAAGUAAAGUGGCACUUUGGGUGUCUUUUGAACGUUAUGAUUCUCUGUGUGUGCGAGUGUGUGUGUGUGUGUGUGUGUGUGUGUUCCUCCCCUGGGUGCCGACUCAUGCACAAGCCUCAUAUUUGUCGCAUUAUUUCAGUAAGUCGGAGUGAAAUGAGUACACAGUCAGGAAACAAUCAAAUAUGACCUUGUUUUACCCUUGCGAGUGCAGCCUUUGCUUUUAGCGGCUGAUAUUAGUGAUGGAAAAUGCACAUAUCGUUUACUUUGUAGGGAUG